AGGUUAUUCAGCAAAGAAAUGAAGAAUGUGAUCAUACUCAAUUUUUAAUUGAAGAAAAAGAGUCAAAAGAAGAAGAUUUUUAUGAAGACCUUGACAGAUUUGAAGAAAAUGGUACCCAGGAAUCACGCAUCAGCCCCUAUACCUUCUGCAAAGCUUUUCCUUUUCAUAUAAUAUUUGAUCGGGACCUCGUGGUCACUCAGUGUGGCAAUGCCAUAUACAGAGUGCUGCCCCAGCUCCAGCCUGGGAAUUGCAGCCUUCUGUCUGUCUUCUCUCUGGUUCGCCCACAUAUCGAUAUUAGUUUCCACGGGAUCCUUUCACACAUCAACACAGUUUUCGUCCUGAGAAGCAAGGAAGGACUGUUGGAUGUAGAGAAGUUAGAAUGUGAGGAUGAACUGACUGGUACUGAGAUCAGCUGCUUACGUCUGAAGGGUCAAAUGAUCUACUUACCUGAGGCAGACAGCAUACUUUUCCUGUGCUCACCAAGUGUGAUGAACCUGGAUGAUUUGACAAGGAGAGGGCUGUAUCUGAGUGACAUCCCUCUGCACGAUGCCACACGUGAUCUUGUUCUUUUGGGAGAACAAUUCAGAGAGGAAUACAAACUGACUCAAGAAUUGGAAAUCCUCACAGAUCGGCUGCAGCUCACACUGAGAGCCCUGGAAGAUGAAAAGAAGAAGACAGACACAUUGCUGUAUUCUGUCCUCCCUCCCUCCGUUGCCAAUGAGCUGCGACAUAAGCGUCCGGUCCCUGCCAAGAGGUAUGACAACGUGACCAUCCUCUUCAGUGGCAUCGUGGGCUUCAACGCUUUCUGUAGCAAGCACGCGUCCGGAGAGGGGGCCAUGAAGAUUGUCAACCUUCUAAACGACCUCUACACCAGAUUCGACACACUGACUGACUCUCGGAAAAAUCCUUUUGUUUACAAGGUGGAGACUGUUGGUGACAAAUAUAUGACAGUGAGUGGUUUACCAGAGCCUUGCAUUCACCAUGCACGAUCCAUCUGCCACCUGGCCUUGGACAUGAUGGAAAUUGCUGGCCAGGUCCAAGUAGAUGGUGAAUCUGUUCAGAUAACAAUCGGGAUACACACAGGCGAGGUCGUCACAGGUGUCAUAGGACAGCGGAUGCCUCGAUACUGUCUUUUUGGAAAUACUGUCAACCUCACGAGCAGAACAGAAACCACCGGAGAAAAGGGAAAAAUAAAUGUGUCUGAAUAUACCUACAGAUGUCUUAUGUCUCCAGAAAAUUCAGAUCCACAGUUCCAUUUGGAGCACAGAGGCCCAGUGUCCAUGAAGGGCAAAAAAGAACCAAUGAAAGUUUGGUUUCUGUCCAGAAAAAAUACAGGAACAGAGGAAAUAAAGCAGGAUGAUAACUAAAUUUGGGAUCUUGGGAUGAAGAAGACUGCAGUUCCAGCGAUCUCCUAACACGCCAAGGCCUAGAGAAAUUCUUCCCUCUGGAGAUAGAUUUUCCUUCGUUCCUGUCGAUUAUCCCAAGCCUGUUUCCUAGCCAUGUUUCUUGCUAUUCAUUAUUCAACUUUAGCUCUGCUUCUGAUGAUUUUUAAGGUUUUAGUAUAUUAGCUAACGUUUGCCUUUUGAUGUGGAGGAUGUGAGCUUUGUGUAUCUUAAAAUCUACUACAAGCAUCACCCAACGCGGUCAUCAGCAGGUCGUAGGCUCCCAGUCACUAUUUGUUAAAUUUAAUUAAACGAAACUGAACAGUAUUUGGCCAUGUGUACAUAUAUCAUGGUUUACCAGAUCUAUUCAGUGCUCCAUAUAUAUGUGUGUAUAUAUAUUUUAACGAAUAUUAUAUGUAACAAAGUUUUUAUCAUGUGGGUGUAUAUCAUUGUAGAAAUCAUUUUCUAGAGGAAUAAAUUCUAAGUCUUAGGGGGAAAAGGCAAUUUAUUUUCAGACUCCCGAAAUAAAAUUAAUGUCCAGUGCUAUGAAAGUUGUGACCAUUUUGAAGUAUGCUAAUUUCCCUUUGGACAUAUAGAAUACACAUUUCUGUUGUUAAAGUAUUUGGUUGCUCAUUCAAAUCAUGUGGCAGUUAUACGUCUUCUGAAACGGUCUCAUUUUUAUUGUAUCCUUUGUAUUAAAUCUCAUUAACCACACGCAGCUGUUGCACAAAGCUGUGUUCUUUCCCCUGAGCUGUCCCAUCAGCUUGGGCUGUUAGGGCCAUAUCCAAGAAUAAAGCUGAAAACACACUGCUGGGAUACUUCUGUUUGAAACAUUCUGGCCUUUUAUUUCCAGAAAUGGGCUUUCUUUUCUUAGCUUAGAAGAAUGUGGUUAUAUCCAGGACAUCAUGUUCAGAAGAAUUAGUUUAAUUUCAACAUCGAGUGCAUUAGUAUUAGAAUAAUUGGCCUUUGUUCUGAAGGGUAUCUGAUAAUUUAUUAAUAUAUAUCUUUAUAAAAGAGAGCGCAACUACUUUUGUGUAAAACUGUUUGUCUUUAAGUUGAAUUUCCCCUAUCAGCACUUCGAUAUAUGUAUAAAUGUUCCAUGUUAACGUGUAAAAGAAUUGGCAAUAAAUUAUUUUUCCAUUUGUCUCUAUACAGCUUUUAUUUCAAUAAAAAUAUUAACA
Otolemur garnettii (small-eared galago) is the source of this 2563-nucleotide messenger RNA. It is a transcript of the gene GUCY1B1, whose product is annotated as guanylate cyclase 1 soluble subunit beta 1. Lineage: Eukaryota; Metazoa; Chordata; Mammalia; Primates; Galagidae. The record is from RefSeq and is a predicted model, not a curated record. Gene Ontology annotation, cellular component: guanylate cyclase complex, soluble. Bases 435 to 1367 code for a protein of 310 amino acids. Gene Ontology annotation, molecular function: guanylate cyclase activity. The transcript is spliced from 9 exons. Gene Ontology annotation, biological process: cGMP biosynthetic process; response to oxygen levels.